GGAGGUCCGUCGUUCAGCGCUUAUCCCGGCGCAGCAGCAGAAGGGGGUGGAUUUCGACCUGCAACCCCCAACAAAAAAGGCCAAUACAGUGAUUCCGUGCUAUCGGAAAUGGAAGCGCAGAAUGAAGAGCAGGCCGGGGAAAUGAGUAGGAAGGUGAAAAUGUUGAAAGAUUUGACGAUGGCUAUUGGAGAGGAAAUUCGAGAUUCUACGGCUUUUGCGGAGAAAAUGAAUGAUUCUUUUGAAGGGACGAGGAAUCGGUUGCGAGGGACUAUGAAUCGGAUGUUGAGGAUGGCGGAGAGGACGGGGGUGGGUUGGAGGGUUUGGGUUGGGUUUUUUGUUUUUAUAUUUUUGUUGUUUGCUUAUGUUUGGUUG
This is a messenger RNA of Pseudocercospora fijiensis CIRAD86, 372 nucleotides long. RefSeq lists its product as uncharacterized. The annotation marks the transcript as partial. The record is from RefSeq and is a predicted model, not a curated record. Gene Ontology annotation, biological process: endoplasmic reticulum to Golgi vesicle-mediated transport. The transcript has 3 exons. Lineage: Eukaryota; Fungi; Ascomycota; Dothideomycetes; Mycosphaerellales; Mycosphaerellaceae.